Molecule: messenger RNA, 12221 nt
Organism: Manduca sexta (tobacco hornworm)
Lineage: Eukaryota; Metazoa; Arthropoda; Insecta; Lepidoptera; Sphingidae
Gene: uif
Exons: 35
Coding region: 275-10996 (3573 amino acids)
Biological process (GO): Notch signaling pathway
Molecular function (GO): Notch binding; calcium ion binding
Source: RefSeq, a predicted model, not a curated record
ACACAGACACCGCGACAGCACCUCGGCAGUUGUAUUGUAGUAAGUGCGCAGUCUCAUUCUUAGCUGCGCAAGCGCUCGCCGCGUCUGAAGAAAGCCUCAGUGCUGAACUGGCGGCCGCAGCGACCGCACCGGCCUGCCGACCAUGCGGCAUUUGUGACUCAAGUGUUGUGAAUUUUGUGUUCAAGCGCAGUGUCCGUGCAUUAACCCCAACCCUGAUAGUGCCUAACCGGAUUUUUUAAACACGGAACGCCCCGCGGCGUGCUAAAGAUUUACAAUGUUGAUAAGGUGUCCGGCGGCACUGUGUGCCGUCGUAUUCCUGCUGAGUGCAACGCUCGCGAACUCCGAGGGAAACGUCUUCACGUGUCCAAAUGGGUGGGAACUCAGAGGACUACACUGCUACAAAUUCUUCAACAUCAGGCAUUCUUGGGAAAAAGCCGCCGAAUUAUGUCGAAGGUACGGCAGCGAAUUGAUGGUCGUAGACACAUAUCCCGAAAACAACAUGACUGCGAAUAUGGUGCCAUCUAGUCCUAGUAACAAUCACUAUUGGCUUGGACUUGCAUCUGUCGACGAUCUUAGGACGAAUACACUCGAAUCAGCUGCUGGAGCUUUAGUAUCUCAAUAUGCCGGCUUCUGGGACCUACGACAACCAAACCCGAAAGACGGAGAAUGCGUCGACGUCCACGUUACAUCUCAAAGCCAAUCAUGGGAAUUAACGACUUGCGAGACUUUAUUGCCUUUUAUGUGUAAAGCAAACGCCUGCCCCGCCGGAACCUUCCAUUGUUCAAACGGAAGAUGCAUAAACGCAGCCUUCAAGUGCGACAAACAAGACGAUUGUGGCGAUGCAUCCGACGAAAUGGACUGUGCUUCUGAAUGUCAUUUCUACAUGGCUAGCAGCGGAGAUGUUGUCGAAAGUCCUAACUAUCCUCACAAAUAUCCACCAUUUAGCGAAUGCAAAUGGACACUCGAAGGACCGCAAGGUCAAAAUAUUGUUCUACAGUUCCAAGAUUUUGAAACUGAAAAGUCUUUUGACACUGUUCAAAUUUUAGUCGGCGGCAGGACCGAAGACAAAUCUGUUAAUUUGGCGACAUUGUCUGGAAAACAAGAUUUAUCGAACAAACUUUACGUAUCCGCUUCGAACUUUAUGAUAAUUAAAUUUAGCACGGAUGGGUCCGUAGAAAGGAAAGGAUUCCGUGCGUCUUGGAAGACUGAAUCAUCAAACUGUGGUGGUAUUUUGAGAGCUACACCUCAAGGUCAAGUUCUAACUUCACCUGGCUAUCCCACUGGCUAUCCUGGUGGUCUGGAAUGCAUGUACAUAAUCGAAGCACAACCUGGUAGAAUAGUUUCAUUAGAAAUCGAAGACUUAGAAUUAGGCAUGAACAGAGAUUACAUUGUAAUCAAGGAUGGAAAUACUCCUUCCAGCCCUGUACUUGCUAGACUUACUGGACCAGGCGAAGACAAUCAGAAAGUUGUUAUAUCCACAACAAAUCACCUUUACAUGUACUUUAGAACAAGUCUUGGUGAUUCUAAAAAAGGAUUCAACAUGCGAUACUCUCAAGGCUGCAAGGCAACUAUAAUAGCUGCUAACGGUACAUUUACCUCUCCAGCUUACGGCUUAACAAAUUAUCCAAAUAACCAAGAAUGUUUAUACAGAAUCAAAAAUCCUAACGGUGGUCCUCUUUCCCUUAAAUUCGACGAGUUUAAUAUCAACCCAUCUGAUGUGGUUCAAGUGUUUGACGGAUCAAGUACAAGUGGCCUAAGGUUACACUCAGAUAAUGGAUUUACGAUUAAACCAAGAAUAACAUUGACAGCUUCCAGUGGCGAAAUGCUAGUACGUUUUGUAUCUGAUGCCUUACACAAUGGACAAGGCUGGAAGGCGACGUUCUCAGCUGAUUGCCCACCCCUAAAAUCUGGCUUAGGUGCCCUAGCAUCAAACAGAGAUACAGCCUUUGGAACAGUUAUAACAUUCUCUUGUCCGAUUGGACAAGAAUUCGCUACAGGAAAAUCCCGUAUUACGACCAAAUGUUUAGCUGGAGGAAAAUGGUCCACAACUUACAUACCUAGCUGUCAAGAGGUUUAUUGUGGUCCCGUUCCGCAAAUCGACAAUGGAUUCUCAAUUGGUUCCACUAACGUUACUUAUCGAGGUGUCGCCACAUAUCAAUGUUAUGCCGGUUUCGCUUUCCCAACCGGACAGCCUAUAGAAAGAAUAUCUUGCUUAUCUGACGGACGCUGGGAAAGAACACCAACGUGUUUAGCAUCACAGUGCGUGGCAUUGCCCGAUGUCCCACAUGCAAAUGUCACUAUUCUUAAUGGCGGAGGUCGAAGCUACGGUACUAUCGUGCGUUACGAGUGUGAGCCUGGCUACGUUAGGUCAGGUCAACCAGUACUUCUUUGUAUGAGCAACGGUACGUGGUCUGGAGAUGUUCCAACGUGUUCGAAGGCACUAUGUCCAAAGUUCCCGGAAAUCAAAAAUGGAUUUAUCGUUGACCAAACACGAGUCUACAUGUACGGCGAUGAAGCACGUGUUCAAUGCUUCAAGGGUUACAAACUUAACGGACCAAGUGUAUUGAAGUGCGGACCAAACCAAGAAUUCGACCCGGCACCGACUUGCGAAGAUAUCAAUGAAUGUGUCAGCAGUCAGUGUGACUCAUCCUCUACCGAAUGUAAAAAUACACCUGGAGGUUUCUUUUGCCCUUGCCGGUCUGGUUUCGCACCAAGCUUAGACUGCAGGCCUGUUGGUGAUUUGGGACUUAUCAAUGGAGCAAUACCAGACGAGUCUAUUACAACAUCUGUACCAGAGUCUGGAUAUUCCAAAGGGAUGGUACGCCUUAACAAUGGAGGUGGUUGGUGCGGCAAUAAUUUGGAAGCCGGAGCGAACUGGGUCUUGGUUGACUUAAGAGCACCAACAAUAAUCAGGGGAUUCAGAACAAUGAGCGUUAUGCGCGCUGACGGCAACAUUGCAUUCACAUCUGCUAUAAGAAUACAGUAUACUAAUGACCUGACGGAUGUAUUCAAAGAUUACACGAACCCUGAUGGUACCGCUGUUGAAUUCCGUAUUUUAGAACCUACACUAUCUGUUCUUAACUUACCGAUGGCAAUUGAAGCUCAGUACGUCAAAUUCAAGAUACAAGAUUAUGUAGGAGCACCUUGUCUUAAAUUGGAAAUUAUGGGUUGCGCACGAUUGGACUGUUUAGAUAUCAACGAGUGCAGUGAAAACAACGGUGGUUGCGAUCAAAAAUGUAUAAACACAGCUGGAAACUUCUCAUGCUCGUGUAACCUUGGAUUCGAACUUUACUCGACAAAUGGAACUGCUGGUUUCUCUAUCGAAACUUCAGAAACAGGUGAAAGAGACGGUGACACAUAUCAACGAAACAAGUCUUGUGUUCCAAUUAUGUGCCCGCCUCUUGCACCCCCGGAAAAUGGACAGCUUCUUUCAACGAAGAAAACAUACCACUUUGGAGAUGUUGUCCAAUUCCAAUGCGACUUCGGAUAUGUUAUGUCUGGAUUCUCUUCACUGCAGUGUACUUCAAGUGGUACUUGGAAUGGAACUGCACCUGAAUGUCAAUAUGCUCGAUGUGUGACAUUGUCUGAUGACAAAAACGACGGGUUGAAGAUUAUAAGAGAAGACCCAGAAAGCGUGCUGGUACCAUACAGGGAGAAUGUAACGAUAACUUGCGCUUCGUCUGGAAGACAACUAAGAAAUACCAUCACAUCAUCAUUCAGACAAUGUGUCUAUGAUCCUAAACCAGGUCUUCCUGACUAUUGGCUAUCUGGUGCUCAACCGCAAUGUCCAAGAAAAGAUUGUGGUGUUCCAAUGCCAACACCAGGAGCUGAAUAUGGCCAAUACCUUGACACCAGAUAUCAGAGUUCUUUCUUCUUCGGAUGCCAGAACACUUUCAAACUCGCGGGACAAACCAGCAAACAUGAUAACGUAGUCAGAUGUCAAGCAAACGGUAUUUGGGACUUCGGUGAUUUGCGAUGCGAAGGACCUGUAUGUGAUGACCCAGGUAGACCAGCUGAUGGAUAUCAGAUCGCAAGAAGCUAUGAACAAGGCUCCGAAGUAUUAUUUGGCUGUUCGAGACCGGGAUAUAUUUUGAUCAAUCCUAGACCUAUUACUUGUAUACGUGAGCCCGAAUGUAAAGUAAUCAAACCCCUUGGUCUGGCUUCGGGUAGAAUACCUGACUCUGCAAUCAACGCCACCUCGGAGAGACCUAAUUAUGAAGCACGAAACAUCCGUCUCAAUUCAGUAACGGGAUGGUGCGGCAAACAAGAAGCGUUCACUUACGUCAGCGUCGACUUAGGAAGAGUAUAUAGAGUCAAAGCAAUUCUUGUGAAGGGUGUCGUAACUUCCGACAUCGUCGGUCGUCCAACGGAAAUAAGAUUCUUCUACAAACAAGCGGAAAGUGAAAAUUACGUCGUUUAUUUCCCUAACUUCAAUUUAACAAUGCGAGACCCCGGAAACUACGGUGAAUUAGCCAUGAUAACUUUGCCUAAGUAUGUACAAGCAAGAUUUGUCAUUUUGGGUAUUGUCAGUUUCAUGGACAAUGCUUGUCUCAAAUUUGAAGUAAUGGGUUGUGAAGAACCUAAAACAGAUCCACUAUUAGGAUACGAUUACGGAUAUUCGCCUUGUGUUGAUAAUGAACCGCCUGUAUUCCAAAAUUGUCCUCAACAGCCGAUUAUAGUACAAACUGACGUUAAUGGCGGAUUGCUUCCAGUGAACUUCACAGAACCAACUGCUACUGAUAACUCUGGCGCAAUUGCUAGAUUAGAAGUAACACCUCAGCACUUCAAAACACCUAUUCAAGUUUUCCAUAAUAUGGUUGUAAGAUACGUAGCUUUCGACUUUGAUGGAAACGUAGCAAUUUGUGAAGUUAAUAUAACUAUACCCGACUACACUCCGCCAAAACUUAGCUGUCCACAGAGCUAUGUUAUUGAAUUAGUAGACAAACAAGAUAGCUAUGCUGUCAACUUCAAUGAUACUAGAAGAAGAAUAAAUGCAUCUGAUGCAUCUGGAGAAGUCUUCUUGAAGUUCAUCCCAGAACGGGCUGUAAUACCUAUCCGUGGAUAUGAGAACGUAACCGUAAUUGCCUCAGACAAGUACGGCAAUAAGGCCCAGUGUAAUUUCCAAGUAUCGGUUCAAGCUACACCGUGUGUUGACUGGGAAUUAAUGCCACCAGCGAAUGGUGCUUUGAAUUGCCUCCCUGGAGACAGAGGAAUACAGUGUAUCGCUACUUGCGGUCCUGGUUUUAGGUUUACUGAUGGAGAACCAGUAAAAACAUUUGUUUGUGAAACGAAACGCGCAUGGGUACCUACAGCUGUUGUACCGGACUGCGUUUCUGAAAACACCCAACAAGCCGCUUAUCACGUUGUCCCGAGCGUUCAAUACAGAGCUCUUGGAGCAGUUUCGAACGCUUGUUUGCCACAAUAUAAAGAUCUGCUAGCUCAAUACGACAACAUCCUGAAUGAAAGGCUGUCUCAACGUUGUUCGGCUGUUAAUGUCAACAUGAAUGUCACCUUUGUCAAAGCAAUGCCGAGCUUACUGGACGAAAACGUGGUGAAAAUGGACUUUGUGUUAGCUAUCACGCCAGCUAUAAAACAAACAAAACUAUAUGAACUAUGUGGUUCAACACUCAAUCUUAUAUUCGACUUAUCUGUGCCAUACGCUAGUGCUUUAAUUGAGCCGGUACUUAACGUAUCCUCAAUCGGAAAUCAAUGUCCUCCUCUGAGAGCAAUAAGAAGUUCCAUCACAAGUGGAUUCACUUGUAGUGUAGGCGAGGUAUUGAAUAUGGAUACAAACGACGUUCCUAGAUGUUUGCACUGUCCUGCUGGAACAUUCGCUGGAGAAAGCCAAAAAUCUUGUACGAUGUGUCCUCGAGGUUACUUCCAAAAUCAAGCCCGUCAAGGUUCAUGUCUGAAAUGCCCAUCAGGGACGUUUACCAGAGAAGAAGGUUCCAAAGAUAUUUCAGAUUGCAUACCAGUCUGCGGUUAUGGUACAUACUCUCCCACUGGAUUGGUUCCUUGUUUAGAAUGUCCACGCAACAGUUACACAGGCGAACCACCAGUCGGAGGCUUUAAGGAUUGCCAGGCCUGUCCAGUCAAUACGUUCACCUACCAACCAGCAGCCUCAGGCAGAGAUAAGUGUAGAGCUAAGUGCGCUACUGGAACAUAUUCGCCAACCGGACUUGCCCCAUGUUCUCAAUGCCCGAGGAACUUCUAUCAAAACUUAGUUGGGCAAACAUUAUGUAUGGAGUGUCCAACAAAUAUGAAGACUGUUGUUACCGGAGCUUCUGGAUUAGAAGAAUGUCUACCAGUAGAAUGUUCAAACAGCGCAUGCCAACACGGGGGUCUUUGCGUGCCUAAAGGGCAUGGUGUCCAAUGUUACUGCCCCGCAGGAUUUUCGGGACGUAGAUGUGAAAUAGACAUUGACGAGUGCGCUAGCCAACCAUGCUACAAUGGUGGUACUUGUACGGACUUACCACAAGGAUAUAGGUGCGCAUGUCCAACAGGAUAUGGUGGAAUUAACUGUCAAGAAGAAAGGACCGACUGUAGAAACGACACGUGCCCUGAAAGAGCAAUGUGUAAAGAUGAACCUGGCUUCGACAAUUAUACGUGUUUGUGUAGAUCAGGUUACACUGGUGUUGACUGCGACAUCACGAUUGAUCCUUGCUCCGCUAAUGGAAACCCUUGCGCUAACGGUGCUAGCUGCAUCGCUUUACAACAAGGCCGUUAUAAGUGCGAAUGUCUGCCAGGAUGGGAAGGCCAGCUUUGUGAAAUCAAUACCGACGAUUGUAUAGAGAAACCGUGUCUUCUUGGCGCUGCCUGUACUGAUCUAGUCAAUGACUUUAGUUGUGCUUGUCCAGCAGGCUUCACAGGAAAACGUUGUCACGAAAAAAUAGACCUCUGCUCGAACGAACCAUGCAAACAUGGAAUUUGUGUAGAUAAGCUCUUCAUACACCAAUGCAUUUGUGAUCCUGGAUGGUCUGGUCCAUCAUGCGACAUUAAUAUUAAUGAGUGCGUAAUUUCACCUUGUGAAAACGGCGGACAAUGUAUUGAUGGCAUUGACGACUUCAAUUGUAUUUGUGAAGCAGGAUAUACCGGAAAGAGAUGUCAACACACAAUCGAUGAUUGCUUAUCAAACCCAUGCCAGAACGGUGCUAGUUGUAUUGACCAAUUAGAAGGAUUCAUUUGUAAAUGCAGACCUGGAUUUGUAGGUUUACAAUGUGAAACGGCUAUAGACGAAUGUUUGAACGAGCCAUGUAAUCCAAUUGGCACAGAGCGCUGUAUCGAUUUAGAUAAUAAAUUCCAAUGCGUCUGUCAUGAAGGUUUUACGGGUGAAAUGUGUGAAACCAAUAUCGAUGACUGUGCUUCGGAUCCUUGUUUCAAUGGAGGUUCCUGCAAAGAUGAAAUAGGCGGAUAUAAAUGUGCUUGCCAACCUGGAUGGACCGGUAAACGUUGUGAAAGAGACAUUGGCAAUUGUCAAAACCAACCUUGUCAGAACCACGCUAAUUGUAUCGACUUAUUCCAAGAUUACUUCUGCGUGUGCCCAAGUGGAACUGAUGGCAAACAAUGUGAAACAGCCCCUGAAAGAUGUAUUGGCAGUCCGUGCAUGCAUGGUGGAAAGUGUCAAGACUUUGGUUCUGGGCUUAACUGCACAUGUUCUAAUGACUAUACCGGCAUUGGAUGCCAAUAUGAAUUCGACGCAUGUGAAGCUGGCCUCUGCCAGAACGGUGCUACGUGUGUUGAUGAAGGUGAAGGUUAUACGUGCAUAUGUGCCCCUGGCUUCAAAGGAAAGAACUGUGAUGAGGAUAUAAUUGACUGCAAAGAAAACUCGUGCCCACCUUCCGCAACAUGCAUUGAUCUACCUGGACGAUUCUACUGCCAAUGUCCAUUUAAUCUUACGGGCGAUGAUUGUAGAAAGACAAUAAGUGUGGAUUAUGACCUAUACUUCAGUGACCCGUUACGUUCAAGUGCUGCUCAAGUUGUACCAUUCGAUACGGGAUCUUCAGACAGUUUGACAGUAGCGAUGUGGGUCCAAUACACACAACAAGACGAAGGCGGUGUAUUCUUUACCGCUUACAGCGUUAGUAACUCCCACAUUGCGCUUAACAGAAGACAAGUUAUACAAGCUCAUUCUAACGGCGUUCAAGUUUCACUGUUCCCGGAACUGCAGGAUGUGUAUCUAAGUUUCGGAGAAUACGCUACGGUAAAUGACGGACAAUGGCAUCACGUCGCUUUAGUCUGGGACGGCAGCAACGGAGGAGAACUAACUCUUAUCACGGAAGGUUUGAUUGCAAGCAAAAUUGAAGGAUACGGCAGCGGACGAACACUACCGAAAUAUGUUUGGGUCACACUUGGUAAACCUCAAUCAGACAAUCCUAAAGCUUAUACAGAAGCAGGUUUCCAAGGACACUUAACUAAAGUGCAAAUAUGGAACCGAGCUCUGGACGUUACAAAUGAAAUUCAAAAGCAAGUCCGUGACUGUAGAACUGAACCAGUUUUGUACAAUGCCUUGGUACUCACAUGGGCUGGAUAUGAAGACGUCGUCGGAGGAGUUGAGAGAAUAGUACCAUCACAUUGUGGCCAGAGAGUAUGUCCAAACGGUUAUUCUGGCGCUAAAUGUCAACAAUUACAAGUAGACAAAGAGCCGCCACACGUAGACCGUUGUCCUGGUGAUUUAUGGGUAAUUGCGAAGAACGGUUCAUCUAUCGUCAGUUGGGAUGCACCUGUAUUUAGUGACAAUGUUGGAGUCGCUAGGGUGAUGGAGAAAUCUGGACAUAAGCCCGGUGAAAACCUUGCCUGGGGAGCAUAUGAUAUUGCCUACAUUGCAUACGAUGCUGCCGGCAACGCCGCUACCUGCACCUUCAAAGUUACCGUUUUGUCUGAAUUCUGCCCACCAUUACCGGAUCCACUCGGAGGUUAUCAAUCCUGCCGCGACUGGGGUGCAGGCGGUCAAUUCAAAGUGUGCGAAAUAGCUUGUCGGGACGGUCUUCGCUUCUCGCAGCAGGUCCCACCAUUCUACACCUGCGGUGCCGAAGGAUUCUGGCGCCCAACGUCCGAUCCAAAUCUACCACUUGUAUACCCAGCAUGUUCACCGGCUUCACCAGCUCAGCGCGUUUUCAAGAUUUCGAUGUUGUUCCCAAGUUCUGUGCUCUGUAAUGACGCAGGACAAGCCGUACUUCGCCAGAAAGUUCGCAGCGCUAUUAACCAACUGAACAGGGAUUGGAACUUCUGCUCCUACGCUGUCGAUGGUACCCGCGAGUGCAAAGAAUUAGAUAUCAACGUGAAAUGCGAUCACCGUGCAAACUCCCGCCAAACAAGACAAGUGUCUUCUCCGCCCACAAUACAAACUGAGGAUACUUACGUUCUAGAUGCCAUCAUACCCGUCGAAGAGACACGAAGCAGUAGGGAGGGCCGUCAAGUGGGCGAUACGUACAGCGUCGAGAUAGCGUUCCCGGCCAUCAACGACCCAGUGAUCCACAGCGGCAACAACGAAAGGGCAACUGUGCAAAGAUUGCUGGAGAAACUAAUUCUCGAAGACGAACAAUUCGACGUUCGAAACAUUCUGCCGAACACUGUUCCUGAUCCGGCUAGCCUGUCGUUAGUUUCCGACUAUGCUUGUCCGAUGGGACAGGUCGUUAUGGCGCCUGAUUGUGUUGCCUGCGCGGUGGGCACAUUCCUGGACGCUGCCAGUGACUCCUGCCAGCCGUGUCCGUUGGGAAGCUAUCAAUCAGAAGCUGGACAACUUCAAUGCUCACCAUGUCCAGCGAUUGCCGGACAGCCUGGGGUGACCCAAACCACAGGGGCACGAAGCGCCGCCGAUUGCAAAGAACGAUGCGCUGCGGGUAAAUAUUACGAUGCCGAAGCGGAACUAUGUCGGCCAUGCGGGCACGGCUCAUACCAACCGCGCGAGGGUGCAUUCUCUUGCAUUGCUUGCCCGAGAGGACAGACUACCCGCGCUACAGAAGCAGUCUCGGCCGCUGAAUGCAGAGACGACUGUCCAUCAGGUGAACAACUGAGUAGUGAUGGUGGUUGCGAGCCGUGUCCUCGUGGUACUUGGAGGGCGAACGGUGCCGGAGCUGCGUGCAUGCCUUGUCCACCUGGUACCACUACCCCACAAACCGGCGCGUCAUCAGCUGAUCAAUGCUCUUUGCCUGUCUGCAGACCUGGUUCCUACCUCAACGUCACACUUAACACCUGUAUCCAAUGCCGAAAGGGUACAUAUCAGUCCGAAGCUCAACAAACAGUGUGCGUGCCUUGUCCCAUCAAUACCAGUACUAGGGAACCAGGAGCGGCAUCGGAAGCAGAAUGUACAAAUCCAUGCGACAUGAGCGGUCCGGAGAUGCACUGCGACGUCAAUGCGUAUUGCCUCUUGAUACACGACACUAGCGAGUUCAAAUGUCAAUGCAAGCCAGGCUUUAACGGCACAGGAAAAGUUUGUAUAGACGUGUGCCUGAACUACUGCGACAAUGGCGGCGAGUGCGUGAAGGACGCGCGCGGCGAGCCGUCCUGCCGCUGCACCGGCUCUUUCACCGGCCGCCAUUGUCGCGACAAGAGCGAGUUCGCGUACAUUGCUAGCGGCGUCGCUGGAGGGGUCAUCUUCAUUAUAUUCCUCGUGCUGCUUGUCUGGAUGAUCUGUGCUAGGUCAACAAAGAGGAAAGAACCAAAGAAGACACUAACUCCAGCAAUCGACCAAAACGGAUCACAAGUGAACUUCUAUUACGGAGCGCACACACCUUACGCGGAGUCGAUAGCGCCAUCUCACCACUCGACCUACGCACAUUACUACGACGACGAGGAAGAUGGGUGGGAAAUGCCAAAUUUCUACAACGAAACCUACAUGAAAGAGAGUCUACAUAAUGGUAUGAACGGCAAGAUGAACAGUUUAGCGCGGUCAAACGCUAGCAUAUACGGGACGAAGGAAGACUUGUAUGACAGAUUGAAAAGACACGCGUACCCGGGUAAGAAAGAUAAGAGUGACAGUGACAGCGAAGGUCAGUAAUCGAGGAGGACUGCGCGUGGCGUAUUCUGGUCAAUCUUAAUAAUCAUUAGUAUCAAUUCUCGGUAUACAUAAUCCAAAGCGAAAAUGGGUAAAACUACAGUACCCAUAAUAUGACAGUUUCAGAAACUUAUUAUUGUCUAUACUGAAUUAUAAUAAAAAUAGAAGACUUUUAUCGACCGAGGGUUUGUAGAGUUUUGUAAUCUGUUAGCUUUAUUCUUUUUAGGUUUAAUACUUGAAUUGCGUAUUAACACAUUCACUGUGUAACGGCCCACCAAAUAAAUAAUAAUUUAACACAAUGCAGGGCUAAAUUCUUUAACAAAACAGUAGUAGAAAAUAACAAAUUAAAAACAAUGUCAACAGCUGAUAAGAAAACAGUAACGCAUCAUAAUCUUGAGAAAACAAUGCUGAAUGCAACCUAAUGAUCAAAAUACUUUUAUGUAAGAGUAUACUUUACAAUCACUAUAUUAAAAUACGUCACAACUAGAGGUGAUGAAGCAAGAAUAUAACUUGUUUGUGAAAGGAGAAAAGCCGUGCAAACAUCGUAAAACAGUGAAUGUGUUGAUGUCCCAAAAUAAUACGAACAAAAUGCUCAAGUAUAUUUUUAAGGCGUACACUGCCAUAUCAGAAAUCCGGACUUACGGAAACGAACAAUUUCUAUUGAAUUGUACUUACAUUCCAGACAUAAACCGUGUAAAUAUAAUUAAAAUGCUUUGUAUAUUUAUAUACGAGGUGUUUGUAUUAGUCGUUAAAAUGUUAUUCGUAGGUUAUUAUAGAGAAAUUAUUACCGAUUAAUACCAACACCAAUUAUUAGAUUUAGGGCAGUUUACGUUUUGUAUAAUAAACUGAACUGUAUUAUUAAAGUGCGUAUGUGUAAAUGUGUAUGUGAUUCCAAAUGGUGUAUAGAAUGUUUUUAUAUUAUAGAAAUGAAUUAAUUCAUGUAUUAUAUCCAGUACAUUUUGUAUUAAUAUGUAAGUUAAGUUUCGCAUAAUAAUUUAUGACACAUAUCUUGUUAACAUUAGAUAUAUCGGGUAUAUGACUUAACAAAAUACGUUUGAGAAUAUUAUACCAAACAUGUUGACUGGGAUUUAAGAAUUAUGGAGGUGGAUAAAACGAUUUCAAUACUCAUUGAGUGGGCAAUAUUCCAUCACAAUCUACCACAAUAGUGAUAACGUUAACAGUAAUAUUCUUUACAAAAUUUAUUAAAAUAAAUUUUAAUACAAUGUAA